This is a messenger RNA of Tarenaya hassleriana, 3236 nucleotides long. Its product is annotated as kinesin-like protein KIN-10C. The record is from RefSeq and is a predicted model, not a curated record. Gene Ontology annotation, biological process: mitotic spindle organization; microtubule-based movement. Gene Ontology annotation, cellular component: kinesin complex; microtubule. NCBI's taxonomy places the organism in Eukaryota, Viridiplantae, Streptophyta, Magnoliopsida, Brassicales, Cleomaceae. Gene Ontology annotation, molecular function: ATP binding; microtubule binding; microtubule motor activity. Bases 929 to 2992 code for a protein of 687 amino acids. The transcript is spliced from 18 exons.
UGUUUCCAACUUUUCGUGAAUACUAGAUCUCCAUGGGAGUACCACCACGAUGGGGGAGAGAUUGAACGUUUCGAAAGUUUAGGACUAUUGUUCCUACGAUUGAAGAAUAAGAGGUUGGAAAAUGAAAAAUUCCAUUGUUCCACCUCAAGUGGUUGAUUCAUAUGACCUCAACACACAGACACAGAUUUGAAGAUCAUAGGCAGAUUCAGAAAAACAGUAAGUUUCGGGAAAUAAAGAAUCGAAGAGAUGGGAAAAUCGAAAUAGGAAUUAGGGUUUUUUGGGUUUAGGGAUUGCACAAGACGAUCUGAAAGCCUCUACCUGUGACUGACACUUCGUAUGAUCUCCUUUGUUCUCUGCCAAGCAUUUCUUCAGCGCCUCCACAUCGCACGCCGAAGCUAUCUUCUUCACGGUGACGUUUUCAGCUUUCUUCUCAUCCAUCGUCGUCUUGUAAAGGUCUGUUUGGCUGCCGAGAAAGCCCGAGAAAAUGGCGAACGAAAAAAAGAUGUAGCACGAACAGUAUUUUUCGCGAACAAAAAACGAUGCCGUUUUGGAUGAUCACGUCACGUGAUUUCAGCUUCGGCUCUUGAGAAAAGGCGUUUUACUUGACUAAAACGACACCGUAGCAGGGUAUCCAAGCUUCUUACAUACGCCCAAGGGGUGUGAUUGGGGCGGGGCCCACUUUAACAUACCAACAAGGGAGGAGGAGCGGCAGAUUAGCGAAUUUGAAUUUACAGAACGGCUAUUUCCUCUCUCUCUCACUCCCCGAUUAUAUCAAAUCAUCCAAGCAAAAAGAGUAAGAACAGAAGAGAGAGAAUCUACAGAAGAAAUCAAAUCUGGGAAUUUUCAAUUUGCCUAUUUAUAGUCUCUGCAGAAGGAUCUGCUCAAUUGGUGAUAAUUUGGAGGAAUCUGAGCUUCGAUUCUCGAAAUAAUGGAGGCGAAGGUGAUGAGCCAGGGACAGAAGGUGGUCCGAGUGGUGGCUAGGGUUAGACCCGCGACGCAACUAGUCUCGGGUUCGUCUGUUACGGGUGAUACGAUGAGAUCGGUGUCGGUUCACAAGCCUAUGGGAGAAGAAUCGGAGAUGGUUUCGAUUUCGUUUGGUGACCCAUCCGCCAGUUCAAAAGACUCUUAUAAGCUGGACAACUGCUACGAGGGGGAUGAAUCGAUGGGUUUAAUCAUUACAAGGGAGAUUAAACCUCUGAUCUCAGAGGUCUUUGAUGGUCGAGAUGCUACUGUAAUUGCUUAUGGAGCCAGAAGUAGUGGGAAAACCCAUCUAAUUCAGGGAUCGGAUGCGGAACAUGGCUUAGCUGUCAUUGCCAUGGCUGAUAUCAUCUCUAUGGCUAGGGAGAGGGGAGAUUCUAUAUCUAUAUCACUUUAUGAAGUUUCUCAGGAAAAUGUGUAUGACCUCUUACACCCAGAAAAGCCGACGGUUUCAGUACUGGAAGCAGCUAAUGGGAAAGUUCAAUUGAAAGGACUCUCCCAGGUCUCUGUGAAAUCAAUUUUGGAAUUUCAAAACUUGUAUUAUGGUGGCAAGAAAUUGCAUAACGCGUCACAGAAGCUUAUCAGCGAGCCUGCUCAUAGGAGCCAUAAGGGUCUGAUGAUACGUGUUUCACCUCAAAAUGCUACUUUAGGCUCCCGGGGGAAGAUGAACUUUCUUGAUUUGGCAGGAUAUGAGGACCCCAGAAAACAGAAUAGUGAUGGUCAAGCUCCUCUUGAGAUUACAAGAAUUAAUAAGUCGAUAUAUGCGUUUCAAAAUGUCAUGUAUGCACUGAACGCUAACGAAUGUCAUGUGCCUUAUCGGGAGAGCAAACUCGCUCGUAUGCUGAAAGAUUCCUUGCAAGGAUGCAACAGAACUUUGCUCAUCACUUGUUUGGCCCCAGCAUUUAGCCAAGACUCAGUUUACAUGCUGAGUUUAGCAUCUCGAAUUUCUUUAGGCAGUAACCGAACCAUGAUGACCUCUACUAAGAAUAUCAACAGUUCUGCAAAAUCUAAUGUAUCAUCUUUGCAAAGGAUAAAGACACCGCUGACAGUUUCUGCUACUGCAAAGAAGCAGACGGGACUACGGGGCAAUUUAUCUGAAAGGAAGACCAAAGUCAACACUGUGGCUUCUGCAAUGAAAGCAAGGAGGCUGUUUGGUGAAGCAAGUGGUUCAGUGAAAUCGAAAAAAGCUUCUAAGGAGAUCUCUUCAUUAGAAGUCACAUCAAAUAUUCAGGCUUCCAUAUUAGAAGAAGAAAUUUCUUCAUUGAAUAUUGCCUCAGAUGUCCAAUCUUCUUUGCCAGAAGAGGAAAAUUCUGCUCUGGCUUUCUCAAGCUCUCCAAUUAUCAUCAAUGCUGAAUGUUCUACCAUUGAAUCUUGUAGCUCAGGCACAAUUGACAGAGUAGAUAAGGAGACACCGGAGAAGCUUGAGGAAGGGUCUGUAGGAACAAGCCCUUGUACUGGCAUUGCUACUCCAGGCAAAGGUGAAAUGUUGGACAAAGAAAACAACAUUGCACUGCUCAACAGAGCUACAUCUCCACCACUCAGCUUGCGGCUUCGAGAACUAUCAAACACGCUGAAGUCAAUAUGUAAAACGUCAAACCCACCAUGCACAGAAGCACUGGAGAAAAAUCAAGGUUCCCCUAUCAAAUUACAAACGAAAGAAGGCUCGGAGAACAGCGACAAUACUUCUGAAGCUGUUGUCAGUGUAGAGCUAAAAACACCCGAGAGAAGUAUGGCUUCAAACAUCGGCUAUAGUCCUUGGAAGACAUUCAGUGCUCAUAGUUCUAAAGUGAAGAACUCUGUCGUUGAAGAGUACCUCAAAUUUUUAAACACUGCAGAAAAGGAUGACCUGAAGAAGCUAAAGGGCAUAGGAGAAAAGAGAGCAGGUUAUAUAGUUGAACUUCGAGAAGAAUCUCCUGAGCCAUUCAAGACUCUCGAUGAUUUAAAGGACAUCGGACUCUCAGCGAAACAGAUCAAAGGAAUGCUGAAGAAAGAAGUCGGAGACAUUUUCAAUUAGCAGGUGGACCGACAGUUUAUAUGUUGCAACAGAAUGGUCCGAAGUAUUUGUGAAGAGGCAAUGUGAAGUUGCUAUCCAUGGAUGUUGCCGGAAGAGUUUUAUGUUCUUUCUUAACUAUUUCAGCGUGUUGUGUUUGUGUGUUUCUGAUAAAAAAUACAAUUCUGGUCAAUUAUAAAUGCUGUUUUACACAUAACCCAAAUGCUAUUUUUUUUUGUUAACGAUUUAAUCUUGUUAUUUAUUGAUA